GGCCUCCAGCUGGGGCUGGGGCGAGGGAAGUGGAGAGGUGCGGCCCCCCCCACGCCCCUUCGGGGUGGGGGGCGCGGGCUCAGCGUUCCAGGGACCCAGGAAUGCCCCCCCGCCCACCCCCCCGGCAGGCGGGGGGAGGGCUCAGCCGGGAGUUUGGCAAACUCCUCCCCGCGUUGAGUCAUUCGCCUCUGGGAGGUUUAGGAAGCGGCUCCGGGUCGGUGGCCCCAGGACAGGGAAGAGCGGGCGCUAUGGGGAGCCGGACGCCAGGGUCCCCUCUCCACGCCGUGCAGCUGCGCCGGGGCGCCCGGCGCGGCCCCCGGCUGCUGCCGUUGUUGCUGCUGCUGCUGCCGCCGCCGCCCCGGGUCGGGGGCUUCAAUUUGGACGCGGAGGCCCCGGCAGUGCUCUCCGGGCCCCCGGGCUCCUUCUUCGGCUUCUCGGUGGAGUUUUACCGGCCGGGGACGGACGGGGUCAGCGUGCUGGUGGGGGCUCCCAAGGCUAACACCAGCCAGCCGGGAGUGCUGCAGGGCGGUGCCGUCUACCUCUGCCCCUGGGGCACCAGCCCGGCACAGUGCACCCCCAUUGAAUUUGACAGCAAAGGCUCUCGGAUCUUGGAGUCCUCAACGUCCAGCCCAGAGGGAGAGGAGCCUGUGGAGUACAAGUCCCUGCAGUGGUUUGGAGCGACAGUGCGAGCCCAUGGCUCCUCCAUCUUGGCCUGUGCUCCCCUCUACAGCUGGCGCACCGAGAAGGAGCCGCAGAGUGAUCCCGUGGGCACCUGCUACCUCUCCACAGGCAACUUCACCCGGAUUCUGGAGUAUGCACCCUGCCGCUCAGAUUUCAGCCAAGAAGCAGGGCAGGGUUACUGCCAAGGGGGCUUCAGUGCCGAGUUCACCAAGACUGGGCGUGUGGUCCUGGGUGGACCAGGGAGCUAUUUCUGGCAAGGCCAGAUCCUGUCCGCCACCCAGGAGCAGAUUGCAGAAUCCUAUUAUCCCGGGUACCUGAUCAACCCAGUUCGGGGACAGCUGCAGACUCGCCAAGCCAGUUCCAUCUACGAUGACAGCUACCUGGGAUACUCUGUGGCUGUGGGUGAAUUCAGUGGUGAUGAUAGAGAAGACUUCGUUGCUGGUGUGCCCAAAGGGAACCUCACCUACGGCUAUGUCACCAUCCUUAAUGGCUCAGACAUCCGGUCCCUCUACAACUUCUCAGGGGAACAGAUGGCCUCCUACUUUGGCUACGCAGUGGCCGCCACAGACAUCAACGGGGAUGGGCUGGACGACUUGCUGGUAGGGGCGCCCCUGCUCAUGGAGCGGACAGCCGACGGGCGGCCGCAGGAGGUGGGCAGGGUCUACAUCUACCUGCAGCGCCUGGCUGGCAUGGAGCCCAUGCCCACCCUGACCCUCACUGGCCAGGAUGAGUUUGGCCGGUUUGGCAGCUCCCUGACCCCCCUGGGGGACCUAGACCAGGAUGGCUACAAUGAUGUAGCCAUCGGGGCUGCCUUUGGUGGGGAGAACCGGCAGGGAGUGGUGUUUAUAUUCCCUGGGGGCCCAGGGGGUCUGGCGUCUAAGCCUUCCCAGGUUCUGCUGCCCCUGUGGGCAGCUGGCCAGACACCGGACUUCUUUGGCUCUGCCCUUCGAGGAGGCCGAGACCUAGAUGGCAAUGGAUACCCUGAUCUGAUUGUGGGGUCCUUUGGUGUAGACAAGGCUGUGGUAUACAGGGGUCGCCCCAUUGUGUCUGCCAGUGCCUCCCUCACCAUCUUUCCCGCCAUGUUCAACCCAGAAGAGCACAGCUGCAGCUUGGAGGGGAACCCUGUGACUUGCAUCAAUCUCAGCUUCUGCCUCAAUGCUUCUGGAAAACAUGUUCCUGACUCCAUCGGCUUCACGGUGGAGCUCCAGUUGGACUGGCAGAAGCAGAAGGGCGGGGUACGGCGGGCGCUGUUCCUGGCCUCCCGACAGGCCACCCUGACCCAGACCCUGCUCAUCCAGAACGGGGCUCGGGAGGACUGCAGAGAGAUGAAGAUCUACCUCAGGAACGAAUCAGAGUUUCGAGAUAAACUCUCCCCGAUUCACAUCGCCCUCAAUUUCUCCCUGGACCCUCAAGCCCCAGUGGACAGCCACGGCCUCCGGCCAGUCCUACACUACCAGAGCAAGAGCCGCAUAGAGGACAAGGCUCAGAUCUUGCUGGACUGUGGAGAAGACAAUAUCUGUGUGCCAGACCUACAGCUGGAAGUGUUUGGGGAGCAGAACCACGUAUACCUGGGCGACAAGAAUUCUCUGAACCUCACCUUCCACGCCCAGAAUGUGGGUGAGGGUGGAGCCUACGAGGCAGAGCUUCGGGUCACGGCCCCUCCGGAAGCUGAGUACUCGGGACUCGUCAGACACCCAGGGAACUUCUCCAGCCUGAGCUGUGACUACUUUGCUGUGAACCAGAGUCGUCUGCUGGUGUGUGACCUGGGCAACCCCAUGAAGGCCGGGGCCAGUCUCUGGGGUGGCCUUCGGUUCACAGUCCCUCACCUCAGGGACACGAAGAAAACCAUCCAGUUUGACUUCCAGAUCCUCAGCAAGAAUCUCAACAACUCGCAAAGCGACGUGGUUUCCUUCCGGCUCUCAGUGGAGGCUCAGGCCCAGGUCUCUCUUAACGGGGUCUCCAAGCCCGAGGCAGUGCUAUUUCCGGUGAGCGACUGGCGUCCCCAAGACCAGCCGCAGGAGGAGGGUGACGUGGGCCCUGCCGUCCACCAUGUCUAUGAGCUUAUCAACCUGGGCCCCAGCUCCAUUAGCCAGGGCGUGUUGGAGCUCAGCUGUCCCCAUGCUCUGGAUGGCCAGCAGCUCCUCUACGUGACCAGGGUCACAGGACUCAACAACUGCACCACCAGUCACCCCCCCAACCCAGAGGGCCUGGAGUUGGAUCCCGAGGGUUCCCAGCACCACCAGCUGCAAAGACGGGAUGUUCCAGGUCGGAGCCCUGCCUCCUCAGGGCCUCAGAUUCUGAAAUGCCCAGAGGCAGAGUGUUUCAAGCUGCGCUGCGAGCUAGGGCCACUCCACCGGCAAGAGAGCCGAAGUCUGCAACUGCAUUUCCGCGUCUGGGCCAAGACUUUCCUACAGCGGGAGCACCAGCCAUUUAGCCUACAGUGUGAGGCCGUGUAUGAAGCCCUGAAGAUGCCCUAUAAAAUCCUGCCUCGGCAGCUUCCCCAAAAGGAGCUGCAGGUGGCCACGGCUGUGCAGUGGAUCAAGGCAGAAGGCAGCCACGGAGUCCCUCUCUGGAUCAUUAUCUUAGCCAUCCUCAUUGGCCUCCUGCUGCUCGGUCUGCUCAUCUAUAUCCUCUACAAGCUCGGAUUCUUCAAACGCUCCCUCCCGUACGGCACCGCCAUGGAAAAAGCUCAGCUCAAGCCUCCAGCCACCUCCGAUGCCUGAUUCCUCCCAAUCUUGAAGGGCCAGUCCCCCCACCCUCAGUCUACUGACAGGGAGGGGGCUGGGCGCUUCCUGAAGGUGCUGAGGGCCAGGGAGAAGCUCCUCUCCCCAGCCCAGAGACAUACUUGAAGGGCCAGAGCCGGGAGGUGAGGAGCUGGGGAUCCCCUCCCCCCAUGCACUGUGAAGGACCCUCGUUUACACAUGCCCUCCUCAUGGAUGAGGGAACUCAGAUCCAGGGACAGAGGCCCCAGCCUCCCUGCCACCUUUGCAUUUUGGAGAAUUUCCUGAAAACACCUUGGAACCAGAACUAGGGGAUCCAAUCCCAGUUCUCCGGCUCAGAUGUGGCACCAGGACUUCCUGUCCAGCUCCAACCCCGAAGAGAUCUGUCGUCGGCCUUGCCAGAGAUCCACAGGAAGCCCCCAGCCAAGAGCCUGGAACCUGGGGAGCGAGACAUGGCAGCUCUGGACAGCCCCCACCCCGGUGGGCCAACAAAGAACACUAACCAUGGAUGGCACCCCAGGCCCAGCUCAGGACAGAUCCCACACCAGGAUCCACGCUGGCCCAGAAGCAGCUCCAAGGGGAACCAGAACUUUCACAGGGCCAGAUCGAACCUGGGGCCGGGGCCUGAAGUUCACCUGGGACCCAGACUCAGACGUUGGUAACCUAACUAGGCAGAUCCAGGACAUUUGAGCCUGCUCCAGACCUGGGCCUGGAGACCAAAUCCACCUCUGACUCAGGAGAAGUCAGGAAUUGCCCAGGACCCUGAAGGGGCCAUGAUGGUAACAGAUCUGGAACCUUAACCCCGGCUGGACGUAGGCCCUCUCAGUCCUCCGCAGAAAGGGGAGCCUGCUGUCCCGGGCCUGCGGGUUUGGGUUCUGCCCACCAGCUGCACUGACGCUGCCCCUCCUCUCCCUACCCAACCCUCCCCUCACCUCGGCUCCGGACACCCGGGACUUAUUUAAACUCUGUUGCAAGUGCAAUAAACCCGGCCCGGUGCCCCCACUGAUCAGA
Molecule: messenger RNA, 4412 nt
Organism: Capra hircus (goat)
Lineage: Eukaryota; Metazoa; Chordata; Mammalia; Artiodactyla; Bovidae
Gene: ITGA5
Product: integrin subunit alpha 5
Exons: 30
Coding region: 102-3404 (1100 amino acids)
Biological process (GO): integrin-mediated signaling pathway; cell adhesion mediated by integrin; cell-cell adhesion
Cellular component (GO): external side of plasma membrane; integrin complex
Molecular function (GO): integrin binding
Source: RefSeq, a predicted model, not a curated record